AGUGCAUCAAUGGAAUGUGAAAACCAAUCUCUUUUGACUGAGUUUAUCCUCUUGGGCAUCCCACCCCCGCAGGGAUUUCAUGUCCCAAUGUUCCUCUUCUUCCUGAUCAUCUAUUUGCUGACCAUCACUGGGAACGUCCUGGUCCUCUUGGCUGUGGCCUCAGAACCUCAGCUGCAUAAACCCAUGUAUUGGUUUCUCUGUCAUUUGUCCGUCUUGGACAUUGCGAUGUCCUCUGUGAUCGUUCCCAAGGUGAUUGCUGGAUUUGUCGAAGGUGGUAGAGCCAUCUCCUUUGGAGGAUGCAAGACCCAACUCUUCUUCUACCAUUUCCUGGGCUCCACAGAGUGCUUCUUGUACACUGUGAUGGCCUAUGACCGCUUCCUGGCCAUCUGCAGGCCUCUCCAUUAUCACGCCACCAUGAACCACAGAGCAUGCCUCUGCCUCUUGUUGGGCACAUGGUUUAGUGGCUGCGUGCAUUCAUUCCUGGAAACAACCCUCACCUUUCGCUUGCCAUAUGGCAUGAAGAAUGAAGUCAACUAUAUCUUCUGUGACAUACCUGCCAUGUUGAAGCUGGCCUGUGCAGACACAAAGUUCAACGAGAUGUUUACCUUUGUAGAUGUUGGUUUAGUAGCCAUGAUCUGCAUCUUCUUGAUACUGAUGUCCUAUGUGUACAUUGUCUCUGCUAUCCUGAGGAUCCGCUCAACCGAAGGGCGUCAUCGGGCAUUCUCCACCUGUGCUGCCCAUAUCAUUGUGGUGAUGACAUGCUAUGUGCCGCUGGCUUUCAAUUACAUGAGACCGGGGGCUCAGGAUCUUCUGAGCAAGGUAGUAGCCAUCUUCUACAGCACACUGACACCAUUCCUAAACCCAGUCAUAUAUACGCUAAGGAACAAGGAGAUGAAAGAGGCUAUGCUUAAACUUAGGGUGAAGAAACUUGUGACUAGCCCAAGGUCACCCAGC
Euleptes europaea (tarantolino) is the source of this 954-nucleotide messenger RNA. RefSeq names its product olfactory receptor 10G6-like. Gene Ontology annotation, cellular component: membrane. Gene Ontology annotation, molecular function: G protein-coupled receptor activity; olfactory receptor activity. The annotation marks the transcript as partial. The record is from RefSeq and is a predicted model, not a curated record. The transcript is spliced from 2 exons. Lineage: Eukaryota; Metazoa; Chordata; Lepidosauria; Squamata; Sphaerodactylidae. Gene Ontology annotation, biological process: G protein-coupled receptor signaling pathway.